Yamadazyma jaroonii is the source of this 510-nucleotide messenger RNA. The record is from the annotation of a GenBank genome assembly. Lineage: Eukaryota; Fungi; Ascomycota; Pichiomycetes; Serinales; Debaryomycetaceae.
AUGUUUUUUGUUUUAUGGUUAUUAACCUUAGUAAAGUCGAUUUAUGUGCCUGAAAAUGGAGAUGAUUGGACUCUUUUGAAGCCAGAAACUGUUGGUGAUGUUCAAACUUUACCUUUUAGAUUUGGUUUGGUGGUUUCGAUGAAAGAUUCAAUUGAAAAACUUCAAGUUGAAGAAAAUGAACCUUUUGAGUCAACCUCAGUUAAGACAGUAGCUUGUGGCGAUGAGUCUACAUUACUGAUGUCUUUAAAUGGUGGAAUAUUAAGGGAUUCUAACAAUAGGAUUGGAACUAUUGUUUCCAAUAGACAAUUUCAGUUUGAUGGUCCGACACCUCAAUAUGGUGCUAUUUAUGCUAAUGGAUGGUCUGUUGACCACGAUGGAGAUUUGAAUCUCGGGAAUUCUUCAACAUUCUUCCAAUGUUCCUCUGGAGAUUUCUAUAAUCUUUAUGAUUCAAAGAUCGAUAUCAAUUGUAAUGAAGUGAAUUUGAAAGUCGUAGGAUUAAUCGAUUGUUAA